This is a messenger RNA of Impatiens glandulifera, 1150 nucleotides long. Its product is annotated as cytochrome P450 CYP72A219-like. The coding region runs from base 49 to 1128 and encodes 359 amino acids. The record is from RefSeq and is a predicted model, not a curated record. Lineage: Eukaryota; Viridiplantae; Streptophyta; Magnoliopsida; Ericales; Balsaminaceae. Gene Ontology annotation, molecular function: heme binding; iron ion binding; oxidoreductase activity, acting on paired donors, with incorporation or reduction of molecular oxygen. The transcript is spliced from 4 exons.
CUUGAUCAAUGGGCCAAACACAGAAAAAUUGUCAGCCCUGCUUUUCAUAUGGAGAAGUUAAAGCUUAUGCUUCCAGCAUUCCAUGUGAGUUGCCUUGAGAUGAUAAGAUCGUGGGAAAAUGCAUUGAAAGAGUCAAAAGAGGUUGAUGUUUGGCCAUAUUUACAUAAUUUGUCAGCCGAUGUUAUUUCAAGAACUGCAUUCGGUAGCUCGUAUGAAGAAGGAAGGAAGAUUUUUCAACUUCUCACGGAUCAAGCUGAACUCGUUAUUCAAGCUCUAAGCAAAAUAUACAUUCCGGGAUGGAGGUUUGUUCCCACAAAGAAGAAUUUGAGAAUGAAGAAUAUAGCUAAAGAGUUGGAAUAUCUACUCACUAAUGUAGUGAAUAAGAGAGUAGAGGCCUUAAGAAAUGGAGAAACAAACAAUGAUGACUUAUUGAGCAUAUUACUAGAAUCCAAUUUCAAGGUGGUUGAAGAGAGCAAGGGAAAACAAGGGCAGUUGAUGGGGAUGACCAUUAAAGAGGUGGUCGAAGAAUGCAAACUCUUCUACUUUGCUGGCCAAGAGACCACCGCGGUUUUACUUCUUUGGACAAUGGUUCUUUUGGCUCAACAUCAAGAAUGGCAACAGCGAGCUAGAGAAGAAGUCAUUCAAGUAUUUGGAAAGGAUGGGAAUCCCAAUUUUGAUGGACUUAACCGCCUUAAGAUAGUGACUAUGAUACUAAACGAGGUGCUUAGGCUAUAUCCACCUGUGGUUGAACUCACUAGAGUCAUUGAGGAAGACAUGAAACUAGGAGAAUCAAUUCACUUACAAGCUGGGACAGCGAUAUCAUUGCCCAUAGUAUUAUUUCACCAUGAUAAAGAGAUAUGGGGGGAUGAUGUAAAAGAAUUCAAGCCGGAUAGAUUUGCGGAAGGAAUAUCCAAAGCAACAAAAGGUCUUGCAUGCUAUUUCCCUUUUGGUUGGGGACCGAGGGUUUGCAUCGGGCAGAAUUUCGCUUUACUAGAGGCUAAGAUGGCAGUGGUGAUGAUUCUUCGACGCUUCUCAUUUGAGCUUUCUCCAACUUAUGCUCAUGCUCCUUAUCCCAUUGUCACUAUUCAGCCUCAGUUUGGUGCUCACUUAAUUAUGCAUCAAAUAUAGACAAACAUAUAUGGCAUCUUUA